AUGUCUUCAACAAAUAACCAGCAUAUAGCUCGAUUCGUAAGCGAGCUAAAGACUGGUUCACUAUUAACAAAAAGAAAACCUAAUGGUGAUCAAUAUUCUCGUCACUUCUUUCUUGAUGAAUAUGAACAUUUUAUAUCUUAUCAUCAAUCUGAAAAAGUAUUUGCACAACCAAAUCGUUAUUAUAUUCAUAAAAUUAAUGAAAUUCGUCCUGGUUUGCAAACACGAACAUUUGAUCGACUUUUCAGACAUAAGAUUGUCGAACAAGAGGAUGAAAAACGUGCUUUCUCUCUCUUCUACAAUAAUUAUCGAGAUGAACUUCAUUUAAUGGCAAAUGAUGGACAGACGAGAGAUGCAUGGAUACAAGCUUUACAACAUCUGAUACAUACACAUACUCAAAGGCGCCAACGACAUGUCAUUACCGAAACAAAUUGGAUUUUGAAUUAUUUUUACUUGGCUGAUAAAGAUGGAUCUGGUACCUUGACAAAAAACGAGUGUCGUCGACUACUUAUAGAUUCACUCAAUGCAAAAGUGUCAAAAAAUGCUUUUGAAACACUUUUCAAUGCGGCAGAUACAAGUGGUGAAGGAGUUUUGACACCUGAUGAAUUUGUAAAUUUAUUCUAUGCACUUACUCGUCGUAAAGAUCUUUAUGCGAUAAUGCAACAAUAUGUCAAAAAUGGUCAUAAACAAUCUAUGGAUACGAUUCGUAUGAAUAUUGAUGAACUUUUAUAUUUUCUUCGAAAUAUUCAAAAUCAAACAAUAAUAAAAUAUCAAUCAGAUGAAUGUACAUCUGAUUAUUCACUUGUUUCAGUUACUGAACGUGAACAAGUACAAGAAUUAAUUAAUGAAUUUGAAACAGAUGUUGAAUUACAAGAAAAAGGUCAACUUAGUCUUAAUGGCUUUAGAAACUUAUUAUUAUCCGACGAGUUUUCUGUGAUGAAACCAUGGUGUUCUCGUCAUAUUUAUCAAGAUAUGACAAGACCAUUGAGUGAUUAUUAUAUAAACACAUCACAUAAUACUUAUCUAUUUAAUAAUCAAAUAUCUGGAACUAGUAAUCCUGAAGCAUACAAUCGAGUAUUAUGUUCAGGUUGUCGUGCAGUUGAAAUUGAUUGUUAUGAUGGUGCUAAUGGUCGACCAAUAGUUAAACAUGGCUAUACACUUGUUCAACCAUGUUUAUUUGAAUCAAUUAUUCGUUUUAUAGAACCAAAUCUUUUUAAAAUAUCACCAUAUCCAGUUAUACUUGAUCUUGAAAAUCAUUGUUCAAUUGAACAACAACAUGAAAUGGCUCGUAUUUUAAAACAAGUUUUUGGAGAUCGAUUAAUAACUGAACCAUUAUCUACAAAUGAUUCAUCAGUAUUACCAUCACCAGAAGAUUUGAAAUAUAAAGUUCUUGUUCGAGUUAUUGAACAUGAUUUAGCUGGACUUUUUAUUUAUUUUCAAAAUAUACCCUUCCUUCCGAAUGAAAAUGAUAAAGAUAAUUAUUCAUGUUGUCAUUCACCAAAUCUUUCUGAAAAACAUUUCGAUCGAAUAUUAGAAAAUGAUCCAUUAGAUUUAAUUAAACAAACAGGAAAAAGUGUAUUUCGAAUGUAUCCACAUGGUUUAAGACAAGAUUCAAGUAAUCCUGAUCCAAUAAAUGCUUGGAAUUUUGGUAUUCAUAUGGUUGCAUUAAAUUUUCAACAUGAUGAUUUAAUGAUGUCAUUAUCAUAUGGAAAAUUUAUUGAUAAUGGUGGAUGUGGUUAUAUACUUAAACCAAAAUAUUUAAUUAAUGCAUAUAAAAUAAAUUUUAAUCCAUUUGAUUAUUUAAAAAAACCAUUAAUGUUACCAGAUAAUAUUAUUGAACAUCCUCAACGUUUAACAAUAACAAUAAUUAGUGGUCAAUUUUUAUCUCGAUCAAAUGAAACAACACAAGAUAUUCCAGAUCCAUAUGUUGUUGUAUCAACACAUGGAAUAUUAUGUGAUCAACAAACACAAAAAACAAAAUUUAUAGAAAAUAAUGGAUUUGAUCCAUUAUGGAAUGAAACAUUUCAAUUUAAUAUUUGUUUUCCACAAAUGUGUCUUGUUCGUUUUGAUGUAUAUGAUUAUGAUGUAUUUACAAAAGAUGAUAGAAUUGCUUAUUUUUGUUUACCAAUGACAACUAUGCAAACAGGAUAUCGUCAUGUUCAUUUGAGAACAAAACAUAAUAAUCUAACUUAUUCAACAUUGUUCAUACAUGUUACUAUUGAAAACAAUUAA
Messenger RNA from Rotaria sordida, 2229 nucleotides. The record is from the annotation of a GenBank genome assembly. NCBI's taxonomy places the organism in Eukaryota, Metazoa, Rotifera, Eurotatoria, Philodinida, Philodinidae.